This is a messenger RNA of Pyricularia grisea, 2707 nucleotides long. RefSeq lists its product as uncharacterized. Bases 334 to 2445 code for a protein of 703 amino acids. Gene Ontology annotation, molecular function: DNA-binding transcription factor activity, RNA polymerase II-specific; zinc ion binding. Gene Ontology annotation, biological process: regulation of DNA-templated transcription. NCBI's taxonomy places the organism in Eukaryota, Fungi, Ascomycota, Sordariomycetes, Magnaporthales, Pyriculariaceae. The record is from RefSeq and is a predicted model, not a curated record. The transcript has 4 exons.
CCUCAACCGGAGCCCAUCAACACUCUCCCACAAGAUUUCUGAACCGGUCGAGGCCUGCCAGACCUGUCGGAUUUGAAGCGCUCCAGAGAUACAAUCUGGUAACCUUUUGACCUUCCAAACAGGAGUUUCUAGUUCUCAGGGAAAGCUGCUCCCAAACUAUCUGCUUGCCGCCUCCGUCCUCGAUCCGUCGUUCUUUUGCAUCGCUCCACCAGUACCGAUCGCGACUUGUUUCCAACAGGCAUUUCACGUCGAAACAAUACACAAGCGACCAUAAAAAUAUACCGCAAUCACAUUACGUCUAUGUAUAUCAACAGCAAGGCCUGUUAGCCUUUGAUGGAACUGCUAAGCUUGGUCACCUCCAUCGAGACCUCUGCCCGUGCCCCGUACCUCAGUGUGUACGGCGCCACAGACAAAGACCCCAACCCUCGGGCGCAUUCCAACAUAGCCAUAAACUCCGGACCCUACCCUUCACCCACCACCGCCGAAAUGGAGAUGUCGCCCGUUUCCAACGGUACCAAUGGCGGCCAUUCCGCUUCGGCCUCCCCGCAGCCUGAACCCAAGAAUGUCAGAUUCGAGCUCGUAUCAUCCGAGUCUCCUCAACACCGCGCGCGCCUGCCAAUGCGUGUGCAGAUCUACCCCCACGACGCCACAGAGUCAAUUGUCACCACAGUCAAGAAUUUUUACGGCCUAUAUUCAAGUCCUACGAGCUCUAAGGGAGUGAGCUUUGAGGACGAGGCCGGCAAUACUAUGAUCGCGCGCUAUGAGAACUUUCGCAACAACAUGGUCGUCUAUGUGCGCGUCAUUGAGGAGCCGACUGCUUCGGCUGGCUCCUUCGGCGCACACUCAUACCAUCAUCCCAACGCUGUUGGCGCCCAGAUGUACUUCAGCCCGGACGCUUAUGGUUCCCAGGCGGGCUCGCAUGUUCAACAACAUGAGUCGCACCUGUCCAGGCCUGGCUCAAGGACCUCUCGCCGGCGCAGCCCCUCGCCCAACAUUGGGCGCAGUGCUAGGAGUACAUCAGUGGGCACCAACAACUCGGGCGCUCCCAAGUCCCGAUCGCGAUCGACAAAGUAUCGUGGUGACGGUGGCGAAAGCCACAAUGGCUACAGCAGUGGAGACGGUGCUCCUGGGUCAAACUCAGGCAGAAACAAGGAUCAAAUUGGGAAUACCGAGAUCAGUGUAGAGAACAUUGUUGAAGGCGGCCGGCGCAAGCGCGCCAAGUUUGAAAGCUCCGAACUACCUUUGUUUGCCCCGCCACAGAUGCCGGCCGCAACAUCGAAUCCUUCCGUAUCUCCUGCCCGCCGAGUCGAGCAUCACCGCGCUUCCUUGCCCUUUGUUCACCCGGGGCAGAAUCCGUUUACAAACCCUCGACCGCUUCAAUCCCCCCAGAGCAAUGGCAAUGGGUUUGGCCACCCGGGCGCCUUCGUCACACCCAGCGCCGAGAGCCGUCGCACUCGUGGCAGUGUCGGGUAUCCAUCUGGAAACGGUUCUGGCCCAUCAGCCGGCAUCUUGCCCACUCCUGACCCAACCGUGGGCAGCUGCAUGUCCGAAGAAGACAAAGACGUUGCCAUUCAGCUCAUGCGUCUGGGAGAAAUUUCAAACAUAUCUCACGGCAGAACUUCAGCCUCUACUCUGGACGAUACCUUUAGUGGACGCGCAGAUGCAGCAUCCUCUGCAGGCGCCACUAGUGAUGCAGACAGCGAAAGCGAGGACGAGCAGCCCCCUGCGAGAAGACAGAAGCUAGACGUUGGUGGCGCAAGCAAGAGUAUAUAUCCGACUACUGAAAGCCACUUGGUUGGUCCUCAGAACGGCUUUGAGAUGCAGGGACACACAGGCGGCUUUCAUCACGGAAUGAAUGAAGGCUUGAUGGGUGCACCCCGGACCAAACCCAACACCAACAUGCUUCAGCAGAAUGGCACCAAGACCAAACCGAUGCCUGCACCGACCGCAAAGCCAAAAGCUCCCAAGCCAAUCAAGACGUCCAAGUCAUCCAACUCGACCAAGAACAAAAAGACAACGGCAAAUGCUCAAAAUGGGCCUAUGUCGCCCGCAUCACUACCUGCUUCGAGAAAGCCGUCCAUUGCCUCCAACGGCAGCGUGUUGGGUAUGGGUGAUGAGGAUCAACCUGAUCUCUCAAGCAAGCCUCGAUGCCAGCGAUGCCGUAAGAGCAAGAAAGGCUGCGAUCGCCAGAGACCUUGCGGCCGGUGCAAGGAUGCUGGCAUUCCUGCGGAGCUUUGCAUCAGCGAAGAUGAGGGUAACGGCCGUAAGGGUCGCUAUGGCCGCCACAUGGGUGUUCCUAUCAAGACAGACGAGGCACCCGCGCCACAACAGCCACAGAUGUUCCAGCAUCAGCAGACGCUCCUCCCAGCUGCGCCCAUUGCUCCGGCGAUCCUGCCACCGAUCUCGGCGAUGCCCCUGGACAAGAACAAGAAGCGCAAGAGAUGAUACCGCCCGCCACACGUAUAUAUGCCCGGAUGUACAUUUAUGGAAUUGGUUGGUCCUCCCAUCUUUGGGCUGACCGAGAAUCGGACACCUGUGGAUAUGUUGUAUCCGGAUCUCAGAGAUGAAAACACUACACAUCGCCGGUCUGGGUAGCUGCUGACGACCGUGCCAUAUAAAAAAAAAACAAAAAAAAAAACCCACCCACCGAUUUUUAUUUUCUCUUUCCUUGGCAUUGAACAGCUUGUUUUCUACGCUGUCAAUGAUG